Colletotrichum spaethianum is the source of this 1041-nucleotide messenger RNA. Its product is annotated as retrograde regulation protein 2. The coding region runs from base 1 to 1041 and encodes 346 amino acids. The record is from RefSeq and is a predicted model, not a curated record. Lineage: Eukaryota; Fungi; Ascomycota; Sordariomycetes; Glomerellales; Glomerellaceae. The transcript has 3 exons.
AUGGCACCCCAACUAGGCUCCGAAACAACAGGCACCGAGCUCGUCGCCAAAUACGCCGACCACAUCAAAGGCAAGACCAUCCUCGUCACCGGCGUUUCCCCGGGCGGCCUCGGCGCGGUAUUUGCGGAAAAGACCGCUGCCGGUGCGCCCGCCCUCCUCAUCCUCGCCGGCCGCAACAUGACCAAAGUUCAGCAGACGGCCGAAGCCAUCACGGCUGCGCACCCCAAGGUCGAGGUUAAGGCGCUCGAGCUCGACCUAGGGUCGUUCAAGAGCGUGCGCAAAGCCGCGGAGACGGUCAACGGAUUGGGGGACGUUCCCCGGAUUGACGUCUUGGUGAACAACGCCGGGAUCAUGGGGACGCCGUGGGGGAAGACGGAAGAUGGGUUUGAGAGCCAGUUUGGGACGAACCAUCUGGGUCCGUUCUUGCUUACAAAUCUCGUGAUGGGGAAGGUCAUGGCUGCGGAGGCGCCGAGGAUCGUGACGGUUAGUAGUGACGGGCAUCGGUUGGGACAUAUCAGGUGGACGGAUUACAAUUUCAACGUGAGUCCAGAGCCGGCUUCGGUCCUUUUUGUCAUUGCUGACAUGCAGGGACCCGCGCAGGAUGGCAAGCACUACAACGAGUGGCAAGCCUACGGACAGUCCAAGACGGCCAACUGUCUCAUGGCCAUCUCGCUUGCGGAGAAGCUGGGCGGCAAGGGUUUGCUGAGCUUCAGCCUCCACCCGGGCGUCAUCUGGACGAAUCUGGCAAAUCACCUAGACAACUUUGACUCGCUGCCCGUUGAAGGCGCACAGGACAUCAAUAUGGGAACGAAACACAUGUGGAGCAACUUCAACACCAAGACAGAGGACCAAGGGGUUGCGACACACGUCUUCACAGCUUUCAAUCCGGAUCUCAAGGAUUACAAUGGCCAAUUCUUCAACGACUGCCGUCCUGCAGACCAGUACGAGGAGGAGAUUUACCCGUGGGCGAACAACAAGACUGACGCCGACAGAUUGUGGAAGCUGAGCGAGAAGCUUGUUGGGGAGGGAUUCAGCUAUUGA